Messenger RNA from Anopheles stephensi (Asian malaria mosquito), 2830 nucleotides. It is a transcript of the gene unpg, whose product is annotated as homeobox protein unplugged. The record is from RefSeq and is a predicted model, not a curated record. Gene Ontology annotation, cellular component: nucleus. Gene Ontology annotation, biological process: regulation of nervous system development; regulation of transcription by RNA polymerase II. Lineage: Eukaryota; Metazoa; Arthropoda; Insecta; Diptera; Culicidae. Gene Ontology annotation, molecular function: RNA polymerase II transcription regulatory region sequence-specific DNA binding; DNA-binding transcription factor activity, RNA polymerase II-specific. The transcript has 3 exons. The coding region runs from base 268 to 1905 and encodes 545 amino acids.
CGUGGUUAGUCAGUCGAAAAGUUCCCUCCGGAAAGGGUCGCCUUGAUCGUGGUUCGAACGGUUUUUCGUGUGUGUGUGUCCGUUUGGGUGUUGUUCGGAGUGCGUUUGUUGUGCUUUUGGAUCGUUUAAUUCCUAACACGUGUUUCCGGUGCCAGUGAGGGUUGCUUUUGUGCCUGUGUGUUUGUGUGUCUUUUGUGAGGGUGGAUGUGCGUGUUGCUUUAUCUAUGCCACGGUGAUCGAGGAUAAACUGAUCGAAAUAAAAUCGGCAUGGAUAAACUCUCGACCGUACCGCCGACAACGGUCGGACCGGUGUGCGGAGUGACGGACGUUAAGUAUUCGCGUCCACUACCAAGUUCGUCCUUCAGCAUAGAAAAUCUAAUCGCUGUCAAACGACGGCGCAGUGCGGGUGGAGCCUCAUCGCCCGAGAUUGAUCCAGUCGAUCAGGGAUCGUGUUCACCGCCGGCGGGAUCCAACAUCUCGUCAGGACUUUUCCUCGAGGCGUCUCAGCAGCAGCAGCAGCAACAGCAACAGUACCUGGCAGCGGCCGCUGCAGGAUAUAGUGCGGCCAUGCUUUCUUUCAGCUCGUUUCCCCCGCUGUACCACCCUUGGAGCGCGACCGCUAUCCCUGCCGCCGGCCGGUAUCUGUCCCAGGCGGCGAAUGAAAAAUUGUCCACCCUGCUGCUGCACCACUCGAGCGGCGUAGUUGGUGGUGGAAAUAAAUCGCACCCGGGGGUGGAACCGUUCCCGACGGCCGAACCGCACCAACCGUCGGUCGGCAUGUCCUUGCCCGGUGCGGCCAGCCCGAGGGGUGCCCGAAGUGGCGAUAAAUUGUUCCCAUCCGAGGCGGACCUACUGUCGAAGGUGUACGCCGUCUAUCAGCAUCAGUCACGCUACCUCACGGCCACGGGUUCUCCCGGCUAUACGGGGCCACCGGAACCGAAUGGUCCUCACCAUCAGCAACAGCAACUUCAACAGCAGCCGGCUGGUACAACGAUGGAACAGCCGGUAGUGGUGGGUGGGGAGCAGGGAGCGAGAGACCCGGAGGAGGAUGAGCGGACGCGCCCGAUGGAGGACGGUGGCGAGAGUGCGGAUGGGUCGGCAUACAGCGAUGACAUUAGUCUGACACUUUCACCGUCCGGAUGCGGCAAAACGACCGAUCUCGGUGACACCGACUCGGACGCUUGCUCGGAGGAUGAUUGCACACAAAAUUCUUCCUCGUCGGGCCGGGCCGGUAAAGCGGGUAAUGGGACCGAAACAUCGAAAUCACGACGACGCCGUACCGCCUUUACGUCCGAACAGUUGCUAGAGCUGGAGCGAGAAUUUCACGCCAAAAAGUACCUCAGCCUUACGGAGCGUAGCCAAAUCGCUACCAGCUUGAAGCUGAGUGAGGUGCAGGUAAAAAUUUGGUUCCAAAACCGACGUGCCAAAUGGAAACGGGUAAAGGCCGGGCUCAAUUCGCACGGUCUCGGCAGUCGCAAUGCGGGCAGUUCCGGUACCGGUACGACCGGUGCCGCAAGCAAGAUCGUCGUCCCGAUCCCGGUACACGUGAACCGGUUCGCCAUACGUUCGCAGCAUCAGCAGAUGGAGAAAAUGAACCUGGUUGGACCGAAGGCGGAACUGCGCAAGGCGGAUCUUGGGCUGACGGAAUCGGGUGGCUUCGAGCGGUUUGGAUUGAGCAAACACCUGCCGAAGGUUGGAACACCGCUGGAGGCGGCCAUCGGUAGGAUAGAGGCUGCCGAGGGCGCCUCGAAGGGCUCGAUCGAUAGUGAUGCAGGAGUAGGAGGUGGUGGAGGGGGAGGAGGAGGAGGAGGAUUUCAGUUAGGGUUGGGGAUGUGUUCCCUGUCCGCACCACCACACAGUGCCUCCCAUCCGGUCGCUCUAGUCGUUAAUCCGAAAACGUUCUAAAUCGUGCCCUUCUUAGCCGGUUAGUUAGUGGACUGCGAUCAGGCAGGAGUGUAAUUAAUUUAACCGAUUUCUUAAAUAAGGUUUCUGUGAUGCUGAAGCUAGGCGGUAGAAGGCGAAAGAGGAAGUUUACAAAUAAAUCAGUGAUGUGAUUAAUUCCAGCAAUUCAAAAUGGGAAAUGCUGCUGGUUGGAAGGAAAUUGGAAACAACUGCACUGCAUGGAACAAUUUAGCUUCAAAUCAAGAUUAAUUGCUGGCGAGGAACAACUGUGGUUGCCAGAGUCAAUUAAAACUCGUCACAACAAAUGUCACUUCCGGUGUUUUGUGACGGAGUUAAUUUUCUGCCGUAAUAUUAAAUUAAAUAUGCAUUACUUGACCCAACCUGUGAAAGGUUUAAUUUGUCUCGUAUACGUUUCCCACUAAGUCAUCAUGUUUGGCAGGAAGGAACUGGCGAUUAAAUUAUUUAAAAUAUAUUUCAAUACAACUCGAUCAGUCGAUCAGUCUCUUUAAGAUAAAGGAGUGACAUUUAAACAUCAGAUUUUAUAUUUUUCACUAAGUUUCCGUAGAAAUCACUCUUAAAUAACAGUUUUAUUUCUAUGUAAAAUUGACUGGUUUCACUGCAAUGAUUUUAAUUUCGCUUAUUAUCCGGUAAAUGGCAGGUACGACUGGAACUUCAUUUAACUGACAACAGUUUUACAAGAAGUGAAGCUAUCUCUCUCUCUCUCUUUCUCUUAACCACAAGCAAUACAUCAAUGGUUGCUUAUAUCCAUUGCCUAUAAAGCUGUACAUAUUUGAUAAGGAAUGAGGAAUUAAAAUAACUAGAAUCCACAUAAGAAAACCGGAUAAGUAAUGUUAAAUGCGUGUAGUAAGAUGUUAAGUAAUGUAUGAGAAUAAUAAAACAAACAAAAAGCACACCGAAUGAUCAGAAA